Molecule: messenger RNA, 1287 nt
Organism: Plenodomus lingam JN3
Lineage: Eukaryota; Fungi; Ascomycota; Dothideomycetes; Pleosporales; Leptosphaeriaceae
Source: RefSeq, a predicted model, not a curated record
AUGGGUCGAAACACCACCCCCAUCCCACCAUAUCGGGACAACCCAGAUGCAGUUCCCCUCCACACAACACCAAACAACUACACCUACCCAGACACCCCCGAUCUUGACUCCGCCGCCCUCCCACCCCCCUACAGCGAGAGCGAAGCCUCCACCGCCCCUCCUGCCUCCCAACCACCAAUCCACCAUUCCCCUCCCCCAACAACACGCACCAAACACACAUCCCCCACGUUCAAAAACGGACACCCAGUCAUCUGCUCUACCCGAACACUCAUUGACCCCCUCCUUGACACUGACCCCGUCCUCCUCGAAAAAACUAUUCGCGCAAAUGCUCAAAUCCCUCCCGUACAAUACAUCCACAUCCUCGGCACACACCGCGAAACCACCACCACCAACAACAACACCAGCAACCGGCGCAACAAAACCGAAUCAAGCACUACAUCAACCGACGUCACCGACUUCCGCCUCGUCCUCAACAUCACCCCUUACCUGCAUCCCAAUUUCAACUCCGCAGACAUAUCCCCCAUGCGCCUCUCCACCAUCGACAACAACACUCGCGCCUUCCGCGGCGGCAUCACGCAAACCCGCGGCCCAACCAGCCAUACCCCCACCGACCUCGAAUCCAGCAGUGCCGCACCACCAGCGCCCAAACCCAGCUUAACAGAAUGGACACACCGCUACUGCGCCUCGGGCGCCCGACUGCGCUCCUUUCGUCUGCAGCGCGAAGUCACGGGGCUCCGCACCACACUGCUGGCGCAGCGCAUCGAGGCGUUGAUCCGCAGCACGCAGUACCGCGGACACGUCUCGAUUACGUUUCCCGUGGAAGACGCGCAUCUCGACAUCUACACGGCGUGCUUUAUGAAUCGGUGGCGGCUGGUGCCGUGGGUGCGCUGGGUGUUUUAUCUCUCGUUCCUGUGGCUGUUUGCCUGGCCUGUGCUGUUUUUGGCGACGAGGCGGUAUGCGGUUGUGAGAGCGCAGUGGCCGUUUAGUGUGGAGGAUGGGAGGGGUGAGGCGGUGUAUACGACGGUCAGUGAGGAGCAGUGGGUUGGACGGUGGGGGGUGGCGUUGAAGAGGUUGGUGUUGGAGGGGUGGGAUGGUGAGGUUAGUGAGGAGGUUAUGAGGGGGUUGGAGGCGAGGGAGGGGGAUUCUCGGAUGCCGGGACUGGGGGCGGGGUGGGAGGGCGCAGAUGGGGUGUUGGAGGUGGUGGCUCAGGGCGUGAGGGUCGCAAGGGCGGUGCAGACUGGGAUGUUGGAGAGAGGGUUGCUUGGAGGUUGGGGGUAUGAUUGUUGA